AUGGGUGGCCGCCGAAAAGCCCUCCUCAUCGGCAUCAACUACCUGGGCUCGCAGCACCAGCUGCAGGGGUGCAUCGACGACGUCGCCAACGUGGCCGAGUUCCUCGCCUCGCGCGGCUUCUCCUCCCACCCGGCCGACAUGGUGGUGCUCACCGACGACGCGCGCAGAAACGACCCCCGCGGCCCUUACUUCCCCACCGCGCACAACAUCCUCGCCGCCAUGCGCUGGCUCGUCAGCGAGCCUGGCUGCAUGUGCUUCCUACACUACUCAGGCCAUGGCGGGCAGGUCCCCGACGAGGAUCAGGGGAGGAGUGGCUUCGCGGAUACCAUCGUCCCCGUCGACUUUGAGACGACCGGCCAGAUCCAGAGCUCCAUGCUGCAUCGUGUCCUAGUCAGCGCGUUGCAUCCCAGCAGGACCGACGGUGACGGCAAUGUCAACCUGAUGGACAAUCUGAAAGUUGGUGCUGAGCUGAUUGGCGAGGCAUCCCACCUCAUCCGCGGCGACUUUGCGUUCGACAGCGCGGGCGAGGCGCGCCACCUCCUCGCCGGCGCGACGUCCUUCUUCCGCGGCCUCAAGCACCAGUACGACGGCGACUACGACGAAGGGCUGCAUGCCGUAGGCGAGUUCGAGGAGGACUGGGGCCCCGAGAAUAAGUCAGUGUUUAUGUUUUCCGGGUGCAAGGACGAGCAGACGUCCGCGGACGCGUUUAUCAACGGGCGGCAUGUCGGUAUGUUCUUCUCUCCUAAAUUCACCGGGGAAUCCAAGUCCAGACAGAGGCGACCUUUGACACUGGAGAUGCUUUAUUCCGACCUGUUGACUGCUGGACUGACUGACUGA
Messenger RNA from Fonsecaea nubica, 837 nucleotides. RefSeq lists its product as hypothetical. Gene Ontology annotation, biological process: proteolysis. Bases 1 to 837 code for a protein of 278 amino acids. The transcript has 3 exons. NCBI's taxonomy places the organism in Eukaryota, Fungi, Ascomycota, Eurotiomycetes, Chaetothyriales, Herpotrichiellaceae. Gene Ontology annotation, molecular function: cysteine-type endopeptidase activity. The record is from RefSeq and is a predicted model, not a curated record.